Molecule: messenger RNA, 321 nt
Organism: Ochlerotatus camptorhynchus
Lineage: Eukaryota; Metazoa; Arthropoda; Insecta; Diptera; Culicidae
Product: adult cuticle protein 1-like
Exons: 2
Coding region: 1-321 (106 amino acids)
Source: RefSeq, a predicted model, not a curated record
AUGAAGUGCAUCAUAGCUGCAGCCGUAGUGGCUCUAGUCUUCGCCGCCGCUGAAGGAAGCGUCGUUCCCGUGACCUACUACAGCCCUGGCCUGGUCCAACAGGUAGCCGUGCCGUAUACUUAUUCGUAUCCUUAUGCGUAUCCUUAUUCGUAUCCAUAUGCCGCCUAUCCCUAUGCCUAUCCGGCACCCGCGGUCGUUGUUACCCCGCAGGAGCCUCGCUACACGGCCGUCAACCGUGGAGCCUAUCAUGAUGCUCCACUUCCAGGACACGCCGUUUCCCAGCAAUCAGUAAACAUUCAACCGGCUCCGGGCACACUGUAA